UUAUUUUAGUAGUUAUCGUUCGGUUUCAUCGAGGCAAAUAAGGAUUUGGGUUUUUAAGUUUAAUACAAGAUUCCUAGCUGAAAGAUUUGGUUGUUUUUAUACAAGAAACGACGAUGAAUCGUUUCUUUGUUGCUCUCGGCUGUGUUCUACUGGCCAGCGUUGUAACCUCAAAUAUUCUUCAUAAGAAAGACGAUAAAUCAGGCACGGAGAAUGCUUCCAAAAAGCAAAUGUUAGCUCCGGGAUACUACCACAUGGAAUGUCAAACAAAAGAAGAUUGUACCAAGAAAAACCCCAAAUCUUUCUGCCACAUGUUCAUGUGCGUUGAUUGUUUGAAAGAGAAUGUCGCGUGUACGCAGAAUGGACAAUGUUGUGAUGGAACAGAAUGUAUUUAUGGUCGGUGUAAGAAAGGAGCGAAGAAAGAUCCAGGCACAUUCUGCGACAAAAAAGAAGAUUGCAAAGCCCCAGAUCACUGCUGUGUACGAGAACCUGCUAUCAAUCCAGCCGUAUCAAUCUGCAAACCUCAGUUAGAUGAAAACCAUGUCUGCGGUCCAGUUAACCAAUACAGGACAGUGUAUAUUGGUGCGCAUGUGCAAACUGCAUGUGGUCCAUGUAAGGAAAGCAAGAAAUUGGAAUGCAGACAAGUAGGAAUCUUCGGUAAUUAUCACGUGUGUUUGAAACCCCCAGCCAAAUAAACUCUCGCUGAGACACAAGUAACUGUCCCAACAAAAACGUUUACAAGCGUUCGGGAGACAAUCGGUGAUUAAGCUGCUAGUCAGUACCUAUAAACUAAAUAGCAGCAUAACUAAGGGAAGAAUGUACUUUAAAGAAACUAAUAUCAAAGUAAUACGUGUAUUACUCCUAUUGUACUGUAAAUAGAGGUUUUAAAAUACUAACUACGCAUAUGAAUAAUUUGUCAUGAAUUUCAAGUUAUGCAUUAAAAGUUGCAAUGUUGUGAUGUUAAUACUAUC
This is a messenger RNA of Dendronephthya gigantea, 968 nucleotides long. RefSeq lists its product as uncharacterized. The record is from RefSeq and is a predicted model, not a curated record. The transcript is spliced from 4 exons. Gene Ontology annotation, molecular function: receptor antagonist activity; co-receptor binding. Lineage: Eukaryota; Metazoa; Cnidaria; Anthozoa; Malacalcyonacea; Nephtheidae. The coding region runs from base 114 to 692 and encodes 192 amino acids. Gene Ontology annotation, biological process: negative regulation of canonical Wnt signaling pathway.